AAACAGCUCUUCAACCACCUCGGUAGCUUGCAAGCCAACAUAGCAGGAAGAUUCAAGCUAUUUAGACGCUUUCGGUGUAUAUUAGCUUCUGUGUUUUAGACACGCUUCUGUCUUAUUUACUUGUUAACCUAUUUAAUAUUACGUUUUUAUUAGUCAGCUAUAGUAGCUGGCUGGUUAAGUUAGCACUAGCAUGGUCACUAAUGAUAGCUAGCUAGCUAACAUCCCGGAACAUGAGCUCCCUAAACUACUCCCCUCCUGUUAAAGAAGAGGAGGUCUGCUGGACGGAGAAAGAUGCUCUGCGGCUGAAGAUUGUCGUGAAAGAGGAGAAGGAAGAGGAGGAUGUCACAGUAAAACAAGAAGUAGAGGGUGAGGCUGUUACCGUGAAAGAAGAAGAGGAAGACUCGUUCAGAGUGAAAGAGGAGGAUGUUACAGUAAAAGAAGAGGAGGAUGCAGAUUUUGGAUUGAAGAAGGAAGGAGAGAUUACUGUCACAUUGAAAGAUGAAAAGGUGGAAAUCAGAGAUCUGAGUAACACCAGAGAGAGACCAGACUCUCACUAUGACAGCAGGAAGAGUCCUUCAGGGGAACCAGACCCAGAGACGCCCAAACCAGCGAGAUAACACCACUGCUUCCACUGUGAAAAGAGUUUUCGCUGUUUAGGGAACCUAAAACUGCAUGAGAGGACACACAGGAGAAAAGCCUUUACAAUGUUCCCAGUGUGGAAAGAGUUUUACCCUGUUAGCUAACCUGAAAAGGCAUGAGAGAAUACACACAGGAGAAGAGCCUUACCACUGCUUCCAGUGUAGAAAGAGUUUUACCGUGUUAGCUACCCUGAAAAGGCAUGAGAGAAUACACACAGAAGAAAAGCCGGGCACUGAAGAUGUGGAUGUCGAUUUAAGGCAGCCCCCCGCACCCGUCUGAUUCAGAGUGGUUGGGUUAAAUGCAGAAGACACAUUACAAUUGAAUGCAUUCAGUUGUACAACUGACUAGGUAUCCCCCUUUCCCGUUCCCUUUUAUAGAGCUCUGCUCAGCCUAUAAACAUGAAAGUAAGGUUAGAUUUAAUGUUCUACAUUAUUAUUAGGGGCGGCCACCAAGUUAUGAAAAUUAUGGUAUGUUCUGAAAACUGACUUCAGGUUUUUGAGGAAUCUAGCCUCGCAGGAAGACAGUUUUAUUUUAUGGAGGUUUAAUUCCAUUCUCUUUUUAGUAUUUAACUAAAUACUCUGUCUUUGGUAGGAGAGGGACCAGACUUCUCACUGUUCCCACUGUGGAAUGAGUUCUAUUCAGUUAGGGAGCCGGAAGGAGCAUAAGAGGAAACACACGAUAAAAGUCCAACCACUGCUCUCUCUCUGUGUGGAAGGACAUUUUCCCAGUCAGAGAACCUGAAAUUACAUGAGAAAAUAGAAUGGCUGUAUUCUGACUAAUAUUUUUGACUGAGAAUUUGUGUUUUUGUUUAUGCCACAUGAAAACAUAUUGUUUAUGAUUAUACCUGUCCAUAUAUGGUGCCACAGUUGACAAUGCAUGUCAGAGAAAAUUCCAAGCCAUGAGGUCGAAGAAAUUGUCCAUAGAGCUCCGAGACAGGAUUGUGUUGAGGCACAGAUAGGGGAAGGGUACCAAAAAAUAUCUGCAGCAUUGAAGGUCCCCACGAGCCCAUUCUUAAAUGGAAGAAGUUUGGAACCACCAAGACUCUUCCUAGAGCUGGCCGCCCGGCCAAACUGAGCAGUAAGGGGAGAAGGACCCGAUGUUCACUCUGACAGAGUUCCUCUGUGGAGAUGGGAGAACCUUCCAGAAGGACAAUCAUCUCAUGCAGCACUCUACCAAUCAGGCCUUUAUGGUUGAGUGGCCAGAUGGAGGCCACUCCUCAGUAAAAGGCACAUGACAGCCUGCUUGGAGUUUGACAAAGGGCACCUAAAGGACUCUCAGACCAUGAGAAACAAGAUUCAGUGGUCUGAUUAAACCAAGAUUGAACUCUUUGGCCUGACUGCCAAGCGGCUGCCCUGACUGCCAAGCGGCUGCCCUGACUGCCAAGCGGCUAGCCUGGCGUAAAGCGUGGUGGUGGCGGAAGCAUCAUGCUGUGGAGAUGUUUUUCAGCUGCAGGGACUGGGAGACUAGUCAGGAUCGAGGGAAAGGUGAACAGAGUGCAGAGAGAUACUUGAUGAAAACCUGCUACAGAGAGCUCAGGACCUCAGACUGGGGCGAAGGUUCACCUACCAAAAGGACAAUGACCCAAAGCCCACAGCCAAGACAGCUCAGGAGUGACUUCGGGACAAGUCUCUGAAUAUCCUUGAGUGGCCCAGCCAGAGCCCGGACUUGAACUCGAUCAAACGUCUCUGGAGAGACCUGAAAAUGGCUGUGGAGCAAAGCUCCCCAUCCAGCCUAACAGGGCUUGAGAGGAUCUGCAGAGAAUAAUUGGAGAAACUCUCCAAAUACAGGUGUGCCAAGCUUGUAGUGUCAUACCCAAGAAGGCUGGAGGCUGUAAUCGCUGCCAAAGGUGUUUCAACAAAGAGAGAGACUUGGCUAUCAUGGAUCCUCUGGGGAGCCUCAACAACAACAUCAUGAUGCUGACGAGGCAGAGAAGAGUCUUUCCACAUCAGAAUUCCUCAAGAAACACCAGAGACCCACAGGGAAAAAAUCUCAUUGCUGCUCUGACUGUGGGAAGAGAUUUACCUCCUCAGCAGGCAUUACAAUUCAUCAGAGAAUCCAUACAGGAGAGAAACCUUAUUGCUGUGAUCAAUGUGGGAAGAGAUAUCUUACAUGUAGCAGUCUGACUAAACACCAGAGAACACACACAGGAGAGAAACUUUUUAACUGCUCUGACUGUGGAAAGAGUUUUGUUUCUUCAGGAUGUUUAGAAUCACACCUGAGAACACACACAGGAGAGAAACCUUAUAGAUGUGAUCAAUGUGGGAAUAGAUAUGUUACAUCUAGCAGUCUGACUAAACAUCAGAGAACACACACAGGAGAGAAACCAUAUAACUGUAAACAAUGUGGGAAGACUUUUAGUCAGUCAUUCAGCCUGAUAUCACACCAGAGAACACACACAGGAGAGAAACCUUAUAGCUGUGAUCAAUGUGGGAAGAGUUUUGUUACGUCUAGCAGUCUGACUAUACACCAGAGAACACACACAGGAGAGAAACCUUAUAGCUGUGAUCAAUGUGACAAGAGAUACUCUAGUAAAAGAUCUCUGAUCAAACAUCAGAAAAUACAUACAGGAAGGAGUUGUUUCACGAUAUCAAUGAAAUAGAAUCUCACUAUUUAGAAUGUUUUAAGGUUAUAGUAGGAGUAUUUUAAUAUUGUCAUAAUGUAGAACCCUAAAUAUUUGUCCCCUGUUCUAUUGAUUUCAGCAUAAGGAUAUUGGCCUCAGGGGGAAAUCCAGGCUCUGAAUUGAAGAGUACUAUUUAUGUGGUCUAACAAAUAGUGACUAACAAAAAAAUAGUUGUGUUGCACUUAGUGUUGGUGACCCACUUGAAUCAAAAUGUAGCUAGCUGUUUUCUACAAAUUGUCUUCUAACCAGUGAUGUACACAUUUCCCAGAUUCCGUGUGUUUUUUGAGCUGUUAGUUUUAACAGGACGUGUAAGUGAAUUAUUGCCAAUACAUAUGAAAAAGGGAUGUACAUUUGGUGUUGAUAUUUUAUAUUUACAAUUCAUGUAAUAUUUAGUCAUUGUGAUUAUUUAUGCAACCAACUGACAAUUUUUGUUUGCAAUUAUAUUGACAUUGUUGCCCUGCUUUUAGAAUAUCAGGGUUCAUUCUCAGAUGUGCCAACCCAAAUGUACUAGAGAAUGACAUUAUGGACUGGGCCCCGAUCCAACAACAUGCCUAUCAAGUGAACCCUGAAAAGAGAAACUCCUCUGUGAGGUGUAAAGUUACUAAGGAUAUUGCAGGAUUUCCCUCUUGAAAUCAGACAUGUCCGUGGUAAGGACAACUUGGUUGCUGAUUGUCUCAAGGGUGGGCAGUCAAAAAUAUUUGUGUUUUGUGUUUGCCAGUGCGUUACCAUGGAUAACAAUUUAUUUUGACUGCACAUUUUUCCGUAUUGGAGAUGAGUUUUGUUUAGGUUCUAGAGUUCUGAUUCUUUUUUGUUUGGGGGAUACCUAGUCAGUUGUACAACUGAAUGCAUUCAACUGAAAUGUGUCUUCGGUACACUGAUUGGUGUCACCUCAUUAGUAGGUAUGUGUUACACCUGUGCUGGUCCAGGUUCUAUUUAAGAGUGUCUGGCCCAGUGCUCCAGUUGUCUUGAUGGAUGUUGAGAGUCAACACCUUUAGUUGCUCCACCUUUUUGGUUUCCCUCCUGUCUUUAAGUUUGGUGUGGGUGUUUCUUUUGUUUGCCUCUUCUUGGGCAGAUAUAGUGUCGAUCAUGGUGGGUGUCUUUUAUGUCCCAGUUUAUAUCCCAGUUGUUGUUACUAGUCAACUUUCAGUGGAUACCCCCAUAGUGUCUUUCAGAACCCCUCCUAAAACCCCACCUGUUUAGUUGUGGCUGUUGUCAGUGACUCUUUGUUAAUUCCCUCUUCUAUUUAAGUGACAUUUCUGGAUUUCUUGAUGGGGAACGUAACAACAAAACAACAAACAAUGGAUUAAAACAAGCUGUUUUGUUUCAUCCAUGUCUAAAAUGUGCUGUAUAAAUAAAGCUUGAUUUGAUCAUAUUGUAAAACAAAUUAACCCAAUGACUGACCAAUCAACAGACUCUUGGUCCCUCUUAGUAUGAAAAACAGUAUCAAUCCCACUUUUCAAGCCUGCUGAAGGAGUGGUAAACACCCCUGGCUCUACCAGGGGCUUGCGGUGGUCUCCCACAGACAUCUCCAUGAUGUCAUGUUUUGUGGCCAUGCUGUUCCAUUUUUUUGACUGCCCCUGCAACCCAGAAACACAUUUAGUUAUAUUAUAUAAAACACUCAAAGAAAUGGAUAUGGAGCGUCUAUGGCCUCAGUUACACCUGGCACCUAAAUGUGACUUCUGUCAUCCGAUCAUUCCAGGCUGUAUUAGGUUCAGAUCUACCAGGAUGGGCCUUUGACAGUCUGGAUGCAGUCAGGCCUCCGAAUAUGCAUAAGCAAUAUAAAGAGCGGGUGAAUGAGUGGGGAAAAGUACAUUUGACACAAAUGACCAUAAUAUCAAAUGUGUGUGUCUGCGGUUAAAAUAACUCAUUUAGUCAAAAGGGGUGAGAAAUUACACCAAUAUCAGUGGACAACUUGCACUAAUAUAAAUAAACAUAGAUGAUCAAACAUA
This is a messenger RNA of Oncorhynchus masou masou (cherry salmon), 5208 nucleotides long. Its product is annotated as gastrula zinc finger protein XlCGF17.1-like. Gene Ontology annotation, molecular function: RNA polymerase II cis-regulatory region sequence-specific DNA binding; DNA-binding transcription factor activity, RNA polymerase II-specific. The coding region runs from base 231 to 617 and encodes 128 amino acids. Lineage: Eukaryota; Metazoa; Chordata; Actinopteri; Salmoniformes; Salmonidae. Gene Ontology annotation, biological process: regulation of DNA-templated transcription. The transcript has 3 exons. The record is from RefSeq and is a predicted model, not a curated record.